Molecule: messenger RNA, 7278 nt
Organism: Python bivittatus (Burmese python)
Lineage: Eukaryota; Metazoa; Chordata; Lepidosauria; Squamata; Pythonidae
Gene: DUSP4
Product: dual specificity phosphatase 4
Biological process (GO): negative regulation of MAPK cascade; endoderm formation; protein dephosphorylation
Cellular component (GO): cytoplasm; nucleus
Molecular function (GO): MAP kinase tyrosine/serine/threonine phosphatase activity
Source: RefSeq, a predicted model, not a curated record
UUUAAUACCGAUCCAAAGCAAUAUUACAUUAUUGUAAUAAUGUACAGAACGAACGUCUGCUGCAAACAAAGCUAUUUUUCCCAAUGCCCAAGCAUUAGGGACCUCCGUCAAUGUGGUUAGGAUGCUGUGGUAACUUCCAGAAUUCCAGGAUUCCUUUGUUAAUGAACACUGACUGUAUCCUUACUUUUUAUAAAAUGCCAGACUAAAAGUCACUUGUAUGGUGAGAUGGGCGGCAUAUAUAAAUUUGAAAAAUAAAAUAAAAUAAAUAAAUAAAACCAUGGCUCCCAUGAUUUAGUAGAAUAGCCUUUUACUCCCUUGGUGCAACAUCCUGGAUUAGCACUGGAGCUCAAAAGCAUGUUGGUACAACACUCAGAAUGCCCUCUGAGAUGAUCAACAUUUGAUUUUCAAAAAGAUUGACCCUAUUGCUGGGAGCUGAGGGCUGUGCAAAGGGCAAAGUCAAAACAGAUGGCCAGUCCAGAAAUGGAAGCAGGUCAGACUGCAUGGAUUAUGGCUGUGGUUCAAAGGAUCAUGAGUCUUUGACUUUAGAAUAGGAUUUGCUCUCCAGCCUAUGAGCUUUGGGGGCCCAAUGAAUUGAUACCUGCCAGAAUACUUUUUUUUCUGCUUGUGUCACAAAAAAUAAUGUGUGGUGGUACCCUACUAUCAGGCAGGGACAGAGAAAAGACAAGUACAAAAAAAGAUCUGGUGGAUCACAAGUUGAAGAUGAGCCAACAGUGUGAUGCAGCUGCAGAAAAGCAAAUGCAAUCCUAGCCUACAUAAACAAAAGUCAAGAUCAAGACAAAUCAUCAUUCCCUUCUAUUUUCCGUUGCUCAGACUACACCAAGAAUACUGCAUCCUAUUCUGGGAACCACAUUUUAGGAAGGACAAAGUGGAUCUCAGGCGCCUGACAAUGGACAUGAUUCAGUAAUUGAUUUCAUGCACUGAACUCUUAAAGCAGUUGGAUUUACUUCUGACCAAACAUACAUAGAAUUAAGAGUAGAAUUAUCUUACUAAACUUGGAACUUUAACGUGUAACCAGCUGGAGCAAGAUGAAGGCACUCAUCCAUGUAGUUAAAUUUUGCAUGCUGAAAUGCAUAUUAUUGGAUCUCAUCUUGCACGGGCAUGAAGGAUUAUUUCUGGAAGAUGGCUGCAGAAAACAACAGGCUGAAAUUCAAGACAAGGUUAAAAAAUAAAGACACUACUGUAUAGAAGAAUUCUGGGUGCUCCCUAGACCAAUCUUCCUCAACUUGGUGCUCUCUGCCAUUCAUCAUUUAUAGUGUCUGUGUUGGCCAACAUAUCUGGAAAGCACCAGGUCAAGGAAAAGCUAAUUUAACCAAGGAAAUAUGAACGUGUCUUUACUUCAAUGGGACAAUUAGAUGCACACUUAAUUCCCCUAUUAAAAUCAGGGGGACUUAGUGUUCACUGGAUGACUCAGGUGUAACAGGGAGGCAUACCCAACACUGUGCAUGUUUUCAUAAUUGAGUUAACCAGACACAUUAAAAAAUGGAAAAUCAGUUCAAAUUGGCAACUUAAGUAAGUUCAUCUUCCUGAUUAAUUUGAGAGAGAAGUUCACCUCCUUUCCCACACACACCUUUCUUACUUUCCCUGAAAGACUGCUGAGAGCGCCUUACACAUUAUAAUUACUAGGUGUGGAAUGGAAACUCCUCACUUUGAAAUGUCAAUACAAAUCCCCAAGGUAAUUACUAUUUAUGUUGUAUAAGAGAGAGAGAGUAACAUAUUGCUUUGGCAAUCCACAUGACUUUCUAAUAUGCAACUAUUACACAUCCACAUGAACUUUUCAAUUGCCUCAACAGAGUUAAAGUUACACCCUCAGGAAACACACACAUGGACACACACAUAGAGCAUCUGACAGAUGUUAUUAAACAGGACUUGAAACCAUCCUUAUAUUCUUGGAGCUGGCUUCUACAAAGAUUUAACCAAAGAACUUGCAGCCCUUUCUAUGCUGCUUUGGAACCUCUGGUUUGGUUCAAACAAUUUUUGAGUAGGAAUAGGAGACCAUCAAAUGGCUGGAUAGGCUGUAGUUUAGAGUUUAAUUUCAAAAUGACAUGUUUCAAGUCAGGGUCUUGGGCAGGAAGAGGUGAGAAUAUCGCCCUGGACCCCAUAUAUGGAAGGAAUCAUAUAAAAUGUAGUUUCAUAUAUUAAAAAAAAAAAACACACGGAGGGAAGCCUGAAGAAUUCUAGGUUAUUGAACUCAACCUGGGACAGGACCCAGCUCAGCUCUUAAGAUGUUUUAUGGCCCACUGAUUCUAAUGGGAGCGGUCCCGUAUUUUGAUGAUGCCCUAUAAUAGUUCCACCCAUGAUAAAUUAUUGCUACAAAAAGAGAUGACAAAUCAGAACUACAACAGGAAACCACAGCCGCUGAAGAUGUCAAGGUCACUUUUUUUCCAUGUCUCCCUCCUUCCCUCCCAGUAUUGACUGUGAUUAUGUGAUUCACAAGAGGCCCACUCUACAACUGCUUGUGCCUUUGAAAGGAAAUGAAGGUAUCCAGAAAGGUUAUGGGGAAAAUCAGUUGAAUUAGUAAUUGUGAGGUAAAUCAAUGCACCUCAGAGCUUUUGGGCAGAAACCAGAUUAUUGAAUCUCUGGUUCAAUUAAUCACCAAGCUUGGCAGCUGAGCCGCUAAAAGACAGAUGGGAAAGCCAGAGAAGUGGCUGCAAGUUUUAUGUAUACAGUGCUAUAGUCGGGUCACUGUGAAGUAGUUCCUAAUUGGCCUGUUUGGUUUGGUUUGAUUUCGACUAGCGUUAUACAAUUCUCUUUGUUUUAUGAAAGGGAAAUCGUGUAACGUUAGUCAACAUCAAAUCAACGCAAUUUUUAUUACGGUCACACACCAGCAUAUAUAAUGCUAGUCAAAAGCCUGCUGAGCGGGGCUGGAGGCAGCCACAAACCUUGCAUGGAGUCGUUGGACGCCAGUUCAGUCCUGGAUGAACCGCUCCUCCUUCCACCAAAGCGACCCAACCCUCCCCGUUUCCCCUUAAAGCCGGCGGCUGCCGAAAAUAAUAGUGCUCGCUCUGCCGAAGAACGCCCAUAAACCCCGCCUCGCCGUAACUUUCUAAUGAAUGAAGGCGAGCAGAAGCGCCGAGGCGUCGUUUACAUUUUUCCCAUUGUGACGUCGGCAGACACGGUCGCGUUCCAUUCACUCCGAGAGAAGCAAGAAUGAGGCUCGACGCCGGAGAGAGGAGAAAGGAGAGAGGAGAGGAUGUGGGGGGCGGAGCGAGGUAGUAAAAGGAAUCCUCCCCCGCACUCUAGCGAGCGCGCGGGUAGCAUCGCCACUACCAGCAACAGCAGCCCCGUUAUUAAUGACUGAGCUGAGAGGGCGCGGAAGCGGGGGCAAAAUGUUCUAAGGCCGUAGCCGUUCCUGGGGCAGGAAGGAGCCUGCGCAGAGUCGGCGGCCAUGGUGGAGCUACGGGAGAUGGACUGCGGCGUGCUUCAGCACCUCCUGCACCGGGGGGACUGCAGCGGCGGGAGCUACAAUCAAGGCGGCGGCGGCGGCGGCGGCGGCACCAGUAGCGGUUCCUCAUCUGCUCCCGCGGGCGGGAAGUGUCUCCUCUUGGACUGCAGGCCCUUCCUCGCUCACAGCGCCGGCUACAUCCGCGGCGCGCUCAACGUGCGAUGCAACACCAUCGUCCGCCGGCGGACCAAAGGGUCGAUCAGCCUGGAGCAGAUUUUACCGGCGGAAGACGAGGUGCGCUCCCGCCUGCGUUCGGGUCUCUUCUCGGCCGUGGUUGUGUAUGACGGGCGGAGCCCGCGGGCCGAAUCUGUGCGGGAGGAUAGCACCGUGUCGCUGGUGGUGCGGGCGCUGCGCAAGGACACGGAGCACACUGACAUCUGCUUGCUGAAAGGUGGCUAUGAAAGAUUCCAGUCAGAAUAUCCAGAAUUCUGCACAAAGACAAAAUCUCCUACAGCAGCCUCUACUCUGGCGCCUGUGGAGCAUCUGGACCACAGCUGCAGUUCCUGUGGGACACCCCAGCAUGAUCAGGGUGGCCCCGUGGAAAUCUUGCCAUUCCUUUUCCUUGGCAGUGCUCAUCAUGCAGCUCGGAGGGACAUGUUGGAGGCCUUGGGAAUCACAGCCCUGUUAAACGUUUCAUCGGACUGCCCCAACCACUUCGAAGGACACUUUCAAUAUAAGUGCAUUCCAGUAGAAGAUAACCACAAAACCGACAUCAGCUCCUGGUUCAUGGAAGCCAUUGAAUACAUAGACGCUGUUAAGGUGUGUCAUGGACGGGUGCUUGUGCACUGCCAAGCUGGCAUCUCCAGAUCCGCCACCAUCUGUUUGGCUUACCUGAUCAUGAAGAAGCGAGUCAAGCUGGAGGAGGCCUUUGAGUUUGUCAAGCAACGUCGGAGCAUCAUCUCUCCGAACUUCAGCUUCAUGGGUCAGCUACUUCAGUUUGAGUCCCAGGUGCUGACAACGUCCUGUGCUGCGGAGGCUGCAAGCCCCUCGGGAACACUAAGAGAAAGGGGGAAGAACUCCUCCACCCCUACAUCUCAGUUUGUUUUCAGUUUCCCAGUCUCUGUGGCAGUGCAUUCCACUUCAGGAAGCCUUCCUUAUCUGCAUAGCCCUAUUACCACCUCUCCCACCUGCUAGAGUAGGCCUCUGGGGGUUGCAGCUAGGGACGUCAAAGAACAGAAUCCUACAGCCCCAUUGGCAAUCGCUAUAGGCAAUAAAGAACUCUGCCCCCCCACAGCCAAAUGGAAUGCACCAAAGACAGAGCAAUUAAGGCAAACUUUGCAGCUAGAAUGGAACCUAGUGGGGCGGUGGGUUCCAGCAUGUCCUUUCUUGGCAAGAUGUCUUACCUCAUUUUUUAAAUAUAUAAAAAAUAUAAAAAGCUUGAAGUUUUGAAGUCCUGAUAAUGUUUUUGGGUGUUUGGGAGGGAGAAGAUGAAAGAAAGUCACAUGCUCUAAAGCAGUGUGAGAUGUUGCUGUCACCACUGUGGUUGAACCCCAGGCUGUGUCGUGUUAAUCUGAGCCGAUCUUUCCCAAUAUGUUGGACUAUAGGUUCCCGAAUUUUCAGCCAGCAUGAACCUGCAGUCUCCAAAUAUGGGAGAGAGCAGGUUGGAGUGUGUGCGUAUGUGUGGAGGGCCUGCUAGGGCUGGGCACACUUCAGAAAUGAUUGGGAAGGAAAGUUUUGGACCUUAUGUGAGCAGAGCACCUCUCUGCUUUUUAUUAAAGCACCUUGUCUUUUUUCAGGCUUCUGCAUGGGCUGUAGUUGCAUUAAAUAAAGCAGCUAUUAAAAGUAGCAGCAUCUUUUGAUCAGGCUUGCUUGAAGUGAGAACGAAGGGCUGCUUUAAUGAAUGUGCGAGAAGUCCUGGGCUUAGGCAAGGUCCAAAACACUGCAUCCAAUCUGGUUUGGAAUGUGCCUUCUCCUAGUGCCUGUAUCUGAUCACCUUGUAUUUGCUUGCUCCACCCCUGGGGUGGAGCUACUUUACUAAAGCGCCUGGUUUCGGAGUUCUUGAUUGGAAUUUAUCACAUAUUCAAAUGCCACCUGUUUUGUUAAGCUGAGGGUUUGUGUAAAGAAAGGGAAAGGAGUUGAUAGUUCACUAUGAAGUGACUUUCAGAUUUCCUAUAUGUGGCUGAAACUGAUUUAAAAUAAUAAUAAUUUUAAAAAAGAUUUGGAUUUAUGAAGCGUAGGGAACACAUUCUUUUUUGAGACAAUUUGGGAAAUGCCAGUGCUUGCUUUCACCCCCAGACUUUGCUUCUGGGGAUGACCUGAUAAAAGCAGGGUCUUCAUUCAUGCCUUGGUUCAAGUUCUUGGUUCCUGACUGAUGCCUCUCUGGUCUUACAGCAUGAUGAGGCAUAAGUUAAUGGCCCGUGGCUCCGUUUCUCCUCUUGCUGGGCAGGAAGUGUUUUGUGUCAUCUGAAUGACAGUAACAAGCUUUUCUGACACAAAUGCACAGGUGUUUUUUUCUUCUUCACCUAACACAAGGCAGAUCUCUGCCUGCAUGCCAAAAGGUUUAGCAUAUUGAGACAUCAAGGAAGGAGGCGCUAUUUUAUUGCAUGGGCAAGAGUAAAGAUGACUUUCAGGCAGCCAUCCCCAACAGUGAGUUCCUGAAGAUGCUCAACUCUCAUAAGCUCCAGUCAGUACAGCCAACUUUAAAGAUGAUAGAAGUUGUUGUCAGAAUAUUUGGUGAGAAUCAGAUUGGGAAAGGCUGAAAGAUUAUUUGUAUCUUUCUGUAUUAACUAGUAUAGGAGCCAGAGUAUAGCCAUUAGUUACCAUGAUUAAUCAGUGCUAAAACUGAGCACUAGGUCAAGAAAUGUUUCCUUUAAUCAAGUCUGAAUUCUGCUGCCAAUGAGUUCCAGAUGAAGCCUUCAGUGAUACUGUAAAUGUAACUUUGAAGGUGACAUUUAAAUAUGGCAGCUUUCCCCCCUAGCUUCUGCCCCUUAGCAUGCCUUAAUAUGGCACAGGCACAGAGACACUGUAAAGUAACCCUUCGGGUGGGUUCUCAAAGAGGACACGUGCUGCACCCUCCCUCCCCAGGAAUUCUACAUAGCAUGAGGAGCUGAGACCUUUACAGCAGCCUUAAGAGAAGAGGCAUGUAAAGAACUAUUUUCCUUCUUCAAAGAGAGAUACCAGCUUGCGAGAUUCCUUUUUUCUAGAUAGCAGGGGUGCACCCUUCAGUUCAGAUCAAACUCCUCCUCCAAUUUACUGCUGAAGCCAAUUUUAAGUAGGAAGUGUGAACAAAGCAUACCAAUUCCUACUGGGAUUUAGGCCUCAUUUCACUUGAGGUAUAAUCUCAGCCUUUGCAAAAUUAGGCUAGACUCAAUGAAAUGGACCUGGCCUUUCUCAAUUCCCUGAAUUCCCCCCAAUUCCCCAAAUUGGACCCAUCACGUUAUGCCAAAGAUAAGCCACUUGAAUCUCCCACACUUAAGCUAGCCUUUCAAAACAGAAUGGUUCUGUCUGUUUUGCUCGAUGGCUAUAUAGCUAGGGACAGUAUACCUUGAAGUUAUCUUUGACUUCCUUAAAUAUUGGCUUAUUUAUAGUACUUCAGGUAAGACCCCAUGCCUAUGGAUGAGAGUGUUUUCACAGGCAGUGUCCAGCUGGUCCUGCCUUCCCCAGGCACAGUAUGGGAAGUUUGCACACCCCUUCGAACAUGGCUUGGCCUACCCUUCAGUCAAAGCUUUUGAUACCACACCCACCCCAAUUGUGUAUAUUUUAUAUAGGAUGUCUAAAAUGCAUGUGUGUUUUUUUAGAUUGUAUGUUUAAUUUAUUGCUUGACAAUAAUUAGUUGAAAUAAAUUUUCAGCUGUGGUUACCUUUCAUAAUGAAAAU